UCGUCUCAAUACCCUUCAAACCAAUCCCACUUUAUACCACAAUGUCCCAGUCCAACGUCGGUAACGCUCAGGUCUACGAGGCCGGUGACCAGCGCAACUACAAAGACUCCGAGAUCGAGGAGGCAAAGAAGGAGAACCGCUUCCACGAGGGCAAGGAGAACUCUCACUUGGCCAACGAUGCCAAGGAUGAGCGCACUAUCGCCAACAAGCUCGAACGCGAGGCCAAGCGUGAGAAGGAGGACGAUGACAAGCUGAGCGAGGAGGACCGUCUGCGCAAGAUUGACGCUACAUUGCCCGCAAAGCUUCACGGCAACGAGCCCAGCAAAGGAGCCAAGCUCGACCAGGAGCUGAGGGAAGAGGAGCAGGCUGAGCUCGAGCGCAAGGGCAAGGCCUAAUUGCAUCGUGCCGGUAAAAGGUUGAUGCUAAGAUACCCUAUGUGAAGAAUGACCAGCCACUGCGGCGGCAUUAAUGAAAUGAAGUAACGACCAAACAAAAUCUGCCUAUGGCAUUGUGAAAUGAAUCAUUUGUAUACAUCGACAUUGUACGACACCAGAUUUUCGUCUGCGAUACCG
This is a messenger RNA of Boeremia exigua, 572 nucleotides long. RefSeq lists its product as uncharacterized. Bases 42 to 395 code for a protein of 117 amino acids. NCBI's taxonomy places the organism in Eukaryota, Fungi, Ascomycota, Dothideomycetes, Pleosporales, Didymellaceae. The transcript is spliced from 2 exons. The record is from RefSeq and is a predicted model, not a curated record.